CAGCAGCAGGACACUUUGCUGCUGCUUCAGGACAAAAAAAUUAGAGAAGCGUGUUAUUUUCGCCUUGAAAAUGUCAAAACAUUUGCUCUUACUGCUAGAGAAAAUGGGCUGGUUCUUUGGAUCGAUGAACACGGCCGUCUUCCCCCUGAGAAGUGUGUCUGCUGCCGUUGAGAGGAAAAAUAACCGAAGGUUGAUUAGUAGUCGGUGGUGCGACUUGUUUCAGGCGACUGGCUGAGUCUGAGAUCCUGGACAAGAAGGUUGGAGAGACGUGUCUGUGUCAGCAUAAUUACAAACAUAACGUGUGACUGAGAUGGCCCUCGUUGCCUCCCACCGCCAGCAUCCGCUAUGAGACCUGCUGCAUUUGACGGAUGAAAUUCCAGGGUUCAUGAUGCUUGAGGCACCAUGUGGUAUCUGGGGUUUGUUGCCAUAAUCAUGCUGAAAAUACGCCCACCUAGGAAAAAGCUGGAGUUAUAUUGGAUGAGAGUGUUGCAAGAGUUGUGCAAAGCCUUACAGUACCUGUGGGCAUCGCUCUUUGGAGUCCCAGACAGCUGCAGAGUUCCUGUAAUGCGUCCCCAGGCCAUAGUAUUCCCUCCAGGUGCGAUGGUAGAUGUGGCCAGCCUAACGUUUGGAGUCCUAGAUGAAAAAAUGGGGAAGCACUUGGAAGAACAGAAGGGGUCCACAUUCCAGGGUGUGAUGUGGACCCCAGGAAGACAAGAGGCAGACCUUGCAUGGGCUCCAGAUGAGGAGAUCCUGGAGGAAGAGGAGGAGGAUCCUGUGGUUGCUGCAGACAUGAAGUUCUUGGAGGCUGACUGUCUGAGGGAGCCUGUGACAGGGGAGCUAGAGGUCACCCUAGCUGACUGGCUGGAGUGGGAUACUAAUGAGGAGAUUCCUGAAGAGUUCUGCCAUGAAGUCUGCUUGGAAGCUAUUCCUAAGCCACCUCUGUCCCAUUUUGAAAUAACAUCUGUGUGCAGUCCCACCACUGUGUCUACUGAUGGGGAGAUGGAAUGGGACAGUGAUUCAAGCUGGGAUGAUGAUGAUGAUGAUGAUGAUGACGACACCAAUGAAAACUUGGAAAGAAACUCUGAGCUCUGGGAGUCCUUCAUGCGCAAUGAUGAUCCAUACAAUCCUUUCAAGUGCUCCUCUGUUACAGCUGUGAAUGAAAGACAUGUCAAGAGGACAGAGAGCUGCACACAAAGGCCUCUUCAGAUGAAUGGAAGGAGGGAAGAUGUGUGUGACACAGAGUCUUCUCCUCCAGAGGAUGAGAAGAUGACGGUGUCAAGCAGGAAGGUGCGGUUCAGCAACGUUGUGAAAGUGCACCCCCUGGUGACAUGGAGCUUCGCCAGCCGUGCAGCGCGUGAUGGUUCCUGCUGGCAGGAGAUAGCAAGAGACCGAGCAAGGUUUAAGAGGAGGGUGGAUGCUGUUAAUGAAAUCAUCAGUCCCUGCCUUCUGCCGGAGCACAGAGCCAUGGUGUGGGAAAGAGUGCAGCUACUGUAAAUGGGUCAACUGCCAAACUAUACUUAAAUUUAGCAUGGUGUGUUGUCUGUUCAAUUAAUGCAUUGCUGUUCUGUGCACUUAGUUGUGUCCAGUGUGAUUGCUUCACUUGUGUGUCCCUCCACUUUUU
Messenger RNA from Scleropages formosus (Asian bonytongue), 1621 nucleotides. Its product is annotated as protein phosphatase 1 regulatory subunit 15A-like. The transcript has 3 exons. Gene Ontology annotation, cellular component: endoplasmic reticulum; protein phosphatase type 1 complex. The coding region runs from base 403 to 1494 and encodes 363 amino acids. NCBI's taxonomy places the organism in Eukaryota, Metazoa, Chordata, Actinopteri, Osteoglossiformes, Osteoglossidae. The record is from RefSeq and is a predicted model, not a curated record. Gene Ontology annotation, molecular function: protein phosphatase regulator activity. Gene Ontology annotation, biological process: response to endoplasmic reticulum stress.